UCUCCUCAUCCCGCCUCUCCCUCGUUGAAGAACAACAGUUCCAGUUUCCACCAGCGGGGGCGGUAAUGCACCGAUAGAGUUAGAGGGAGACAUAGAGGAAGAAACAGCUUUGAGUUUCCCCCAGCUGGAACUUCAAAGAUCAGCUGAGCUGCAGUUUCACCUGAACCUUCUGACCAGCGUCCGCCAUGUCUCAGGCCGUGCCGCCAGUCCUCUCGGUUCAGCCGUCCCGGGCUCUGGUGGAUGAGAAGUUCAGUGUUCAGGUGGAGAACCUUCCUCCAGGAUGUCCGGUCACCGUCCGCUCCCUCUACCAGAGCGAGGACAAGGACUUCUGGGAGGCCUAUGGGCACUACGUCAGCGACCACAGGGGGACGGUUUCUGUUUCAGAGGACGUCAGUCUUGGAGGGACGUACACGGGGAAAGAGCAGAUGGGUUUGAUAUGGAGCAUGCGUCCCGCCCCUGGCAGCCGCGAGGGCCUCAGGCUGAGGAAGAGGGACAUGUGCACCCCCAUGCUGGUGACCAUCUCGGUCUACCGCGGACACGAGGACUUCAGAGACCAGACCGCGCUGGCGUCGGCGCUCGUGGAGAGGUGGCACAUGGCUCCAGGCGUCCAGAGGAUCGAAGUCAGGGAGAGGGGAGUCCAAGGAACCCUGUUUGUGCCUCCAGGUCCAGGACCGUUCCCGGCCCUGCUGGACCUGUGGGGGGGCGGAGGGGGCCUUCAGGAAUACCGCGCCGCCCUGCUGGCGUCUCGAGGUUUCGCCGCUUUGGCUCUGGAGUAUUUAAAGGCAGACGAUUCAAAGCCCAAUUCUCCAGGAGACAAAUACUUUGAGACGGCGUUUGAAAUCAUCAGGGCUCAUCCUCAGGUCGCCCCAGACAGAGUUGGAAUCAUCGGCCUCUGUUUCGGUACACUGGUGGCCUUGAGCCUGGCGGCAGAAUAUCCAAUGAUCAAGCCUCGCUGCAUCGUCUGCCUCAGCAACGUUCACCAUAAAUCCAGAAAAAACACCGUCACUGAGUUCCCUGAAGAAGUACCAGAGCGUUUCAAGACGGUCGGCGCCAUGGAGAACGUCCUGGUCUGGAGAGACAUGGGACUGGCUGUUCUGAAAAUGCAGCAUCCUAAAAUCCCAGUGGGGAACAUCGACUGUCCCAUGCUGCUGAUCAACGGCACAGACGACCAGAACUGGCCGACGGUGGAGGUGGCUUCUGACAUAAUCAAGAUGAUGCGUGAAGCCGGGAAGGAAUCUCUGGUGACGCGGGUGGAUUACCCGGGCGCCGGACACCUGAUCGAGCCGCCUUUCUCCCCUCUCUUCAGAGCCACCAACUUCAUGCUGAGCGGCACCAGGAAAAAAGUGAUGAUGCUGUGGGGAGGAAAAACCAAACCUCACGCCGACGCUCAGGAAGACUCCUGGAGGAGGAUCCUCAGCUUCCUGCAGCUCCAUCUGUACGGCGAUCCGAGCCCCAAAGCGAAGUUAUAAACCGGGACGUUUAGACUGAGAGCUCAGGUCGGAUGUUCCAGUUCAAAGUGUCUCCAGGUUAUUUUUAUGGAUCUCAUGUGCGAUAAUAAACAUAAACUGAAGUUGGA
Messenger RNA from Oryzias melastigma (Indian medaka), 1576 nucleotides. RefSeq names its product acyl-coenzyme A thioesterase 1. Bases 186 to 1469 code for a protein of 427 amino acids. The record is from RefSeq and is a predicted model, not a curated record. Gene Ontology annotation, molecular function: fatty acyl-CoA hydrolase activity. The transcript is spliced from 12 exons. Lineage: Eukaryota; Metazoa; Chordata; Actinopteri; Beloniformes; Adrianichthyidae. Gene Ontology annotation, biological process: fatty acid metabolic process; acyl-CoA metabolic process.